AACAGAACACUACCAUUUAAAGUUGUUUCUUCGGAACAAAAUUACAGAGAAAAAAUAAAGAAGCGAAAAUCUUUGGUGUUUGAGAAGGACUUGUGUUGUGAAGAGGUAAGUUUUAUUGUUCUGAAUGUUCCUCUUCUUAUCUUACCCUUCUGCUUCCCAUAAUUAAAUCACUCCCUACACUAUCCAACCAAUCAUUUCAAUUCAUUCCCUUUCUGUCCAGAUCAAAUCGUUUCCAAACAAUUAAUAAAAAAAAUUACAUUUUUCAUUCCCAAAACUGAAUGCCCCAAUCUUCUGAACCCUAAGGUUAGUUAACAACCGCAUAUGGUUGGCGUGAAAGAAGCCUUCUUCAGUUUGUAGUCGCAUCGAGGCUUGUGUGUGUGGCUGGAGUUUGCGUGCUGAGAUUUCAGGCCAACAUUUGAAUUCUGUGACCAAUAAUAAUGACUACGGUCCAGAGUGAGGGGGCAGCAAAAGGAACUGCCACAACUGACAAAGCAUUCAAAAGAUGGGGAAGGAGAAGCCCAUUUUUGAGAUACGGCCUUCCUAUGAUCUCUCUCACUGUCCUCGGCUCAAUAGGCCUUGCCCAACUCUUGCAAGGGAGCAAGGAUAUUGCAAGGGUGAAAGAUGAUCAAGAGUGGGAAAUAAUUGAAACAAGAAAAGCAUUGUCUAGGACAGGACCAGUGCAUGCGUACAAUCCAAAACAGAUUUCCUUGGACGAUGAGCUAAAGGCUUUGCAACAAAAGGUGGACAUUAACAGCUAUGAAUACAAGAAAAUUCCUAAACCAAAUGAAGGCAAUCAAGACUAGUGUAGAGUUGCGGAUUGGAAACAACUUUUGUCAGAAUUUCUCAUGUACCGUUCUGGAAAUAAACUUUUAUGGAGUCAAAAGCUAAUUCCAUCUUGCUAGUGAAGUUGGUAUGGCCCUUCAUCUUUAGUGUUUUGACUUUUGCUUACGACAUUAUGGGAGUUGAAGUUGAGAUAAAAUUUUGAAAUUUGUGUACCAAGGAUCUUUAAGUACGGUGCUGGGAAUAGCUAAAGGUACUCGCUUGGCUCUAAGGGUGAAAAAGUGUAAAUGUUUCUUGUCAUGUUUUAGUUUGUCGUUUUUACCUAUCUUGCAGUGAUGCACAUUGGAUGUUAUAACGAUAAUCCUAAUGGAGCCACUUUUGCCGUCACAAAA
Molecule: messenger RNA, 1172 nt
Organism: Vigna angularis (adzuki bean)
Lineage: Eukaryota; Viridiplantae; Streptophyta; Magnoliopsida; Fabales; Fabaceae
Exons: 4
Coding region: 438-803 (121 amino acids)
Cellular component (GO): mitochondrial membrane
Source: RefSeq, a predicted model, not a curated record